CUGGCGUUACCUGGCGUUAACAUAACAAGAGACUCGGUGUUUUGCUAGUUCGAAGGCUAUUAAAACGCAUUCUAUCAAGGAUUCGGCAGUAGGAUUCGCGAGUGAACAUGGUAAUACACAUGAGCAUGCCGGUCUGCUACGUUGGACUUUUGACAAGUCUCCUUUGUCUACUGAGCUGUGUGCGGGUUGGAGAAACACUAGAAGGACCACCAGGAAGUGUCUGCCCAGGACUUGGCAAUGUGACCCAGGAGUGCUGUGAAGGAUGGGUCCGUGCGGGAGAAACGUGCACUGUGAGGACAUCUCCAGACAACAGAGGAACAGAGUUUGUGGUCGGCUUCAUGCAGAACUACGAAGAUGUGAACUCCACGAGCGAACCCGAGCUGGAGCUGUUCCUGACCAGCGCGAGCUCAGAACCCGCCAACGUCACCAUCGCCGCUCCAGGUGCCAACUACACGGAGCACCUGGUGGUGACUACCGCAGCUGUGCAGCUGGUCACCCUGCCGCUCUCCCUGAUGCUCAACGGAACCGAGCGGGCCCAGAAAGGCGUCCAGGUCACCGCCGACCGAGAGAUCAUCCUGUACGGCGUGAACAAGGAGAGGCACACCACAGACGGCUUCCUGGGUCUUCCUGUCGACGUUCUCGGUAAAGAGUACUUCGUGGCUUCUUACACUGCCCUGGAUUGGAGCUUACCGUCCGAAUUCGCCGUCUUCGGUGUUGAAAACGGCACCUCGGUCAACGUCACUCUGAAGGGGUGGGUGUACCACGACGGCAGGGACUACUAUCCCGAGAGCGUCAUCACGUUCACGCUAGACCGUCUGGAGGCUGUGCAGAUUCAGGGCAGGUACGGGUCGGAUCUUACGGGGAGCCGCAUCGUGUCGGACAAGCCGGUGUCCGUCAUGUCCGGCGUGCGGUGCACCUACGUGCCGAAGGAGUACUGCUGUUGUGACCACCUGGUCGAGCACGUCCCGCCCGUCAACACCUGGGGGCGGCGCUUCGUGACGGUGCCGCUCGCCGUGCGUGAAGCGGGCGACAUCUUCCGCCUGGUGGCUGCUAGAGACAACACCACCGUCAACGUCACUGGUGUACACGUAUCUCCUCGUACGCUGGACGCUGGCGACUUCUGGGAGCUGGACCUUUGGAACAGCACCGACACGCACAUGACAAUCGCCUCCUCGCUGCCAAUCAUGGUACUGCAGUUCAGCAAAGGGCAGGAAUCCGACAACAUCACCACGGACCCCUUCAUGAUGUACCUGCCGCCGGUGGAGCAGUUCGCCGCCGACUACACCUUCGCCACGGUCGACGCGCUGACGUCUACGGCCUACACCAACUUCGUGAACAUCGUCAUCAAGACGUCAGAAACGUCCGGGCUGACGUAUGACGGCAACCCGCUACCUAACGCCACGACCUGGUCACCCAUCCCAGACACCGAUCAGUCCGCCACGCAGCUGUACAUCGCCACCAACGGGACACACAAGAUCAAGCACCAGUCCGCCAUUGUCACCUUCUCCCUGCUGUACUACGGCUUCUCCUCCUACGACUCCGUGGGGUUUCCAGGGGGUCUCCGAUUGGCCAGCAUCUCCGGCGGAUGUGACGUCACAGAACCAAUCGCUGGCGACGGCGUCGACAACGACUGUGACCAACUGGUGGACGAGGAACUACUGAACGGAAUAGAUGAUGACAGUGACGGUCUAAUUGACGAAGAUUUGGCUGACAUCAACCAUGACGUGGAUGAGUGUGGACUCGGGUGGGCUGACUGCCACCCUGACGCAGUCUGUGUGAACACACACGGGUCGUACAAGUGUGUGUGUAAACCUGGAUUCACCGGAGACGGCAAGACUUGCUGGGCCAGGAGCACGUGUGCUGCCUACGGAGACCCCCACUACAUCACGUUCGACGGGGGCACGCACCACUUCCAGGGCGCGUGCACGUACACACUCGCGCAGAACUGUCACAACCACACCCUGCCUUACUUCAACGUCGAGACCAGGAACGAAAACCGCUACGGCAACCCGCGCGUCAGUUACGUCACGGACGUCACAGUGGAGGUCUACAACCACAGAAUUGUGGUGGAGAAGAACAAGAUUGUCUAUAUUGACCACGUGAUCACAACUCUGCCGGCCGAACCACGGGCCGGUCUAACAGUCAAGUUCGUGGGUCUGUACGUUACCAUAGAGACAGACUUCGGGCUGAAGGUGUCGUUUGACGGGAACCAUCGCGCCGAGGUCGUCCUGCCCGACCUGUACCGCAGCGCCCUCUGCGGACUGUGUGGGAACUACAACGGCGACGUCAGUGACGAAUACCUGACACCUGACGGCACACAGGCUGCUACCGAUGUACAGUUCGGCAACAGUUGGAAGGUUGAGAGGGAAGGCGAACAAUGUAUCGAGAACCCAGAACCCCCCGCGCAGUGCAGCGACGCCCUCCAGCAGAUUGCAUCGGAACUGUGCGGAACUCUGAACGACCCAAACAGCGUGUUCGCACCCUGCUACUCAACCCUCAAUCCAGAGAGUACUGUUGAGACGUGCAUGUAUGACAUGUGUGCCCUGGACGGAGACCUCACGUCCCCGUGUAACAACCUGCAGGCCUACGCAGACUCCUGCGCUGAGGCUGGCAUCAACAUCGGGACAUGGAGGAAUGCAACCUUCUGUCCACUCUCCUGUCCCGGAAACAGUCACUACAGCUCCUGUGCCAGCGCCUGUCCUGCCACCUGUACAGACGUGUCUGCACCACAGUACUGUAACUUCACAUGUGUGAAAUUUUCUCCCAGCACUCUCCUGUCCCGGAAACAGUCACUACAGCUCCUGUGCCAGCGCCUGUCCUGCCACCUGUACAGACGUGUCUGCACCUCAGUACUGUGACCGCCCGUGUGUGGAGGGGUGCGAGUGUGAUGUCGGAUACGUCCUGAGCGGACGGGACUGUGUGGCCAGGCAACAGUGUGGCUGCACUCGCGGUGGAUAUUAC
Messenger RNA from Branchiostoma belcheri (Belcher's lancelet), 2961 nucleotides. RefSeq names its product IgGFc-binding protein-like. Lineage: Eukaryota; Metazoa; Chordata; Leptocardii; Amphioxiformes; Branchiostomatidae. Bases 108 to 2858 code for a protein of 916 amino acids. The record is from RefSeq and is a predicted model, not a curated record. The transcript is spliced from 10 exons. Gene Ontology annotation, molecular function: calcium ion binding.